This is a messenger RNA of Erinaceus europaeus (western European hedgehog), 4732 nucleotides long. RefSeq names its product solute carrier family 24 member 3 (gene SLC24A3). The record is from RefSeq and is a predicted model, not a curated record. Gene Ontology annotation, cellular component: membrane. Gene Ontology annotation, biological process: intracellular calcium ion homeostasis; calcium ion transmembrane transport. The coding region runs from base 673 to 2934 and encodes 753 amino acids. NCBI's taxonomy places the organism in Eukaryota, Metazoa, Chordata, Mammalia, Eulipotyphla, Erinaceidae. Gene Ontology annotation, molecular function: calcium channel activity; calcium, potassium:sodium antiporter activity. The transcript is spliced from 17 exons.
UAGGCAGGUAGUUAAGGCGCUAGUAUCAUAGCGAGCUCGCGGUGUCCUGUCUCUGGGCAGAGGGUGGGGAACCGGGCUGCAAAGACCCUCGGUUUCUUCCGAAAGUUGCGGUGAAUCCUUUUUCUUGGAGGUCCGCCUCUGGGCGGCGGCGGCAGCGCGUGUUUCCCGGGAGGGGGCCUCCUGUGCCGCCGCCCCCCUCCCCCUGGCACGAUUGCGCGCGGGGCUCCCUGCUCAGCGCAGUCUCCUCCCCCCGCGCCCCCUCUCCUUCGUGCUGGCCAGCGCCCCGCGGCCUCCCCGGCACUGCCCCCCGGUCGUGCCCGAGCAGCCGCGCCGCUGCAGGCAGUGGGGAGCUGCUCCCGCCUCGCCUCGUCUCGCCUCGCGCCCCCCCUCCCCCGCGCGCUCUGGCCGGCUGGGCCCCGGCUCCCAGCGCAGGGACCAUGGAGUAGGCGGGCAGCCCCGCUACGCGCUCCCGUAGCGGGAGAGGCCGGAGCCUUCCCGGGGUAGCCUCGUCAGCCGGCGGAGUUGGCCAGCCGCGGGCCCUCCUCCCGCCAGUCCUUCCCAGUCCUUCCCUGCUCCUCCUCCUCGGCCGCCGCCGCCCCCGCCUCCUAGCCGCCCCCGCCGCCCCCGCCUGCCGCCGCCCCAGGCCGAGCGCGGACGCCGAGCGUGGGAGCCAUGGCGCGCGAGGAGGAGAGGGACCCGGAGCGCCGGGAGGUGGUGGCGCGGGCCAGCGGCGAGGAGGAGGAGGAGGAGGAAGAGGAGGAGGAGGAGGAGGAGGAGGAGGGAGAGGACGGACUGAGCAUUAGCCACCACGAAGACGAGGACGAGUCGAGCAGCAGCGGCAAGGAGGAGGAAGAGGAGGCGGUGGCGGCUGGGCUGGAGCGCAAGGAGGACGCGCGGCUGCUGCACGCAGGGCUGCCUCUGGUGGCCGAGCCCGCCAGCGCCGCCCGGGGCAGGAGCGCCCGCCGCCCGCCGGAGCUCCUGUGGACUAGCAGCCGGAGGAUGCCGUCGCUGUGGCCGGAGGAGGAUGAGCACGAGCGUCGCCGUAGCCGCCGAAGGGACCUUCUGCUGAGCCAGCUCUGCUUCUUGGCCUUGGUGGCGCUGCUGCUCUGGUCGCUGGCGAGCAUGCAAGAGAAUAAUGAACUUGACCUCAUGGACCUCCUAGGAGAAGAUCGACAGUGGACAGUUGGGAGGAAGUUAUUACAGGUGAAUGACACUCUGACUUCCGAAGACGGUGUCAUCUGGAACACCAAGAACUGCACUGAGCCAGCUCUGCAUGAAUUUCCCAAAGACAUCUUCACCAAUGAGGCCAGACGACGGGGAGCAGUGGUGCUCCACGUGCUCUGUGCCAUGUACAUGUUCUACGCACUGGCCAUUGUGUGUGAUGACUUCUUCGUUCCCUCCUUGGAGAAGAUCUGUGAGCGCCUCCACCUCAGCGAAGAUGUAGCUGGAGCCACAUUCAUGGCCGCGGGCAGUUCUGCCCCAGAGCUCUUCACAUCAGUCAUAGGUGUCUUCAUCACCAAGGGCGAUGUAGGAGUUGGGACCAUCGUGGGCUCAGCGGUGUUCAACAUCCUAUGCAUCAUCGGUGUCUGUGGGCUCUUUGCAGGGCAGGUUGUGGCUCUUUCCUCCUGGUGCCUGCUGAGGGAUUCCAUCUACUACACACUCUCUGUGGUUGCACUCAUUGUGUUCAUUUACGACGAGAAAGUUUCCUGGUGGGAGUCUUUAGUCCUUGUGCUGAUGUACUUUAUCUACAUUGUCAUCAUGAAGUAUAAUGCUUGCAUACAUCAGUGCUUUGAAAGGAGGACUAAAGGUGCUGGAAACAUGGUCAAUGGCUUGGCCAACAAUGCUGAGAUUGAUGAUAGCAGCAACUGCGAUGCCACAGUGGUGCUUCUCAAGAAAGCCAAUUUCCACCGCAAAGCAUCAGUGAUCAUGGUAGAUGAACUGUUGUCAGCCUAUCCACACCAGCUUUCUUUCUCUGAGGCUGGCCUUCGAAUCAUGAUCACCAGCCACUUUCCCCCUAAGACUCGACUCUCCAUGGCCAGUCGCAUGUUAAUCAAUGAGAGACAAAGACUGAUCAACAGCAGGGCUUAUGCCAAUGGGGAAUCUGAGGUAGCAAUCAAAAUCCCAAUCAAACAUACCGUGGAGAAUGGGACAGGGCCCAGCAAUGCCCCGGACAGAGGAGUGAAUGGGACCCGGAGGGAUGAUGUUGUGGCUGAGGCUGGCAACGAGACAGAGAAUGAAGACAAUGAGAACAACGAGAAUGAUGAGGAGGAAGAGGAAGAGGAAGAUGAUAAUGAAGGACCAUACACACCUUUCGACCUCCCCUCUGGCAAACUGGAAACAGUAAAAUGGGCAUUUACCUGGCCACUGAGUUUUGUCUUAUACUUCACUGUCCCCAACUGCAACAAGCCCCGAUGGGAGAAAUGGUUUAUGGUGACAUUUGCCUCUUCCACAUUGUGGAUAGCAGCCUUCUCCUACAUGAUGGUGUGGAUGGUCACCAUCAUUGGUUACACGCUGGGGAUUCCUGAUGUCAUCAUGGGGAUCACCUUCCUGGCAGCUGGAACCAGUGUGCCUGACUGCAUGGCCAGCCUCAUUGUGGCCAGACAAGGCAUGGGAGACAUGGCAGUGUCCAAUUCCAUUGGGAGCAAUGUGUUUGACAUCCUCAUUGGCCUCGGUCUCCCAUGGGCACUGCAGACCCUGGCUGUGGAUUAUGGAUCUUACAUUAGGCUAAACAGCAGGGGACUGAUUUACUCCGUGGGCUUGCUUCUGGCCUCUGUCUUCGUCACGGUGUUUGGUGUUCACCUCAACAAGUGGCAGCUGGACAAGAAGCUGGGCUGUGGAUGCCUGUUCUUGUACGGAGUGUUCCUGUGCUUCUCCAUCAUGACAGAAUUCAACGUGUUCACCUUUGUGAACCUGCCCAUGUGCGGGGACCACUGAUCUGCUGGGUCACUGGCUGAGGUUCGGUUCCUUCUUUUCUGUGCAAUACAAGGCCCGGCCACACCCUGAGUCACUUGGGCCCCAGGGCCGGGCAUAUCUUUCUCUCCCACUGUUCACAGGCCUCCGUUCCUGCCUCGGCGGCCCAGGUUUUCCCACCCUCCCUCUCACCCCUACUCCUUCAGGGGUCCUCCCUACCAUCCAUCCCAUCUUGCCUACCCCUUCCCAUUCCCUCCAUGUGAAGACUUCUUACAUUCACGUGAAUUUUCAAGCUCCAUUUCUGAACGGUGACGGAGAUUCUAGAAAAACUGGCUGCUAACUGGCCCAAGCCAGGCAAAACUUAUUACAGUCCCUCCUCCUUUUUUAAGUUAUUGGAUGGAAGACGAGCCUAAUUUAUGACCUGAGACUGCCGAAGAGAGGGGAGAGGAUUACAUGGAUUCUAGGGGGGUAAUUGGGAUAUUUGUUAUGUUUGGAGGUGAUUUCUAGGUUACUGGAUUUGGUGGGGAGGGGGGAAUUGUUUUGCUUGAGGGGACUUCCCCUCCUUUAUUCUUUUUCUCCCAGAGACAGAGAGCUUCUCUUGCAUCUUCCUUCACUGGUCUCUGGACUAAUCACUGAUCCACAGCUUGCCCCUGCUGUGGCUUCUGGGGUGGAAUCCCAGGCACAAUGGCGUGUGCAUGGGUUUAGUGCUUGUUAGAAGAGCAGAGGGUUCUGGGGAACAGACGCAUGUCAUUCCAUGCCCGUGGGUGCCUCCCUCAAGUCCUAGGUAUUCCCUAGGGCAUGCAAGGUUUUCUCAGAAGAAGACAGCUUUCCUCAUAUCCAUUAUGACCAUUGCUUUCUCACUAGGUUCUUUCUAGUCUUUCAAGCAAUAGUUCUAGCCUGCCCAUGGCCUUUACGAGGGGCCCUGGUUAAACUAUUCAUCCACGAGGUGCCAGGCAGUCAUCGACAGAAGCUUCCCAACCUGGGAGUACCUUCAAUGUGCUCCCAUUGUUUAGGAUUUGAGGUGACAGGGAGUGACCCAGAGGCUACCACUGCUUUUCUGUGCAGGAGUUAACAGACACUGGUUACUUGGAAAAAUGGAAAGAAGCACACUUUGCACAGACGUCUCAACAAAGUCCCAAUUUGCCACUUGGUAUUGAGUACACUGGACCCUGGCAACUGGCUCUUGGGCCACUGUCCUUCCACAUGGGACACAGCCACCAAGUUGCCCCACUGCUUCCUUCCACUCCAGGAGGGAUGGCAAGGGAAAGAGAAAACAGAACUGACACCUUGGAACCACAGAAUGUGUUCAACGCAGACUCUCUCAUGGGCAUAAGUUAUUGUGAACAUUGUUGCCAAUCACUGCUCAGCAGCCCUGCUAGAUUUUGUAUGAUGCUGAAGUAUUAUGCAGACUAAUUCCACCGAGUUGAGACCCAUUCAUGCUUGUUACACUUGUAUUUAUUGAAACUGUGGAUUCUUACCCGUGCUGUUCCCUGUAUUUACUUUAAGCACUGAUCACUUAUUCAUUCGGUAUGGUUUUCCCUUCAUCCCCUGUACACAUUCUGGUAUGAAUUGUAAAAAUAAUAAUAAUAAUAAUAAUAAUAAUAACCUGCGACCAGUUGGUCUAAUGUUUCUGUUGAUGGUGCAAACCAAGGCCAGCGUUAGCUGAUGGAGCACCUGCCUGAAAGAGGAACAGGAAAGGAAAGCACCAAUUUGGGCUCUCAGAGCUAAGACACACUUUACUGAUUCUGUUGCACAUUUUGCACUGGUUUAUGGCCAUUGUUUUCUUGGGCAGAUAGUAUAAAAUAAACUUCUCUGUUCUGUA